Molecule: messenger RNA, 686 nt
Organism: Perkinsus marinus ATCC 50983
Lineage: Eukaryota; Perkinsozoa; Perkinsida; Perkinsidae
Product: pyruvate dehydrogenase, putative
Exons: 6
Cellular component (GO): cytosol
Molecular function (GO): FMN binding; sulfite reductase (NADPH) activity; flavin adenine dinucleotide binding
Source: RefSeq, a predicted model, not a curated record
AUGAACCUCCUGCCAGACUUCAACUGUAGAUUCGCCACUGACCCCAAGGAGAGACAGCAAAUAGAGGAACUCUCUUCCAAUCCGGCUGCAAUGGCCCCCACCAUCGGCGAGGCCCUUCUUAGUUUCAACUCUGCAAGACCCAGUCUCGAGCAUUUGCUGAACUUGGUACCUAUCAUCCGUCCUAGACUGUACUCUAUCGCGUCAUCGCCACGUCUAGACGGUGGUGGCCGAGUUGACCUACUGGUGGUCCUUGCUAAGUGGUCUGACCAGAGCGGCUCUCUCCGUAGCGGUCUCUGUAGUACAUUCAUCAAUACCCGUUUGAAAGCUGGUGACGUCUUGAGAUGUGGUGUAACGGCUGGGACGUUCACCCUGCCUACUUCAAUCACCGCGCCUAUGGUCAUGACCGGCCUGGGCACGGGAAUAGCCCCCUUCCGAGCCUUCGUACAGGACCGAGCCAUCAGGGCCAAGUUGACUGAUGAGAAACCGGGUCCAAUGAUAGUAUACUAUGGAGCCCGGCAUAAGGCAAAGGACUUCGCCUUCGGAGAGGAAUUCGAGGGUUACGCCCGAGCCGGUAUUGUCACGGAAGUCGGAGCCUUCAGCAGAGACCAACCAGAGAAGGUUUACGUUCAGCAUAAGAUAGCACAAGACGGGGAGAGACUCUAUGACCUUCUGGUCACAAAAGGAGG